AUGAAAGUAACAUAUUGUACGGAUGUCGAUAGAUCAGUUGUACUGAGUAAUUUUGAAAAACGAGGUUGGAUACAUGUUGGUCCCGAUGAUGAUUGGAACUUUUACUGGGCUGGUAUACAAACAUGUCGUAGUCUAUUCUACCGAAUGCAUGACAAUCAAAUGAUCAACCACUUUCCUAAUCAUUAUGAACUCAGUCGCAAAGAUAUGCUGGUUAAAAACAUAAAACGUUAUAGACGCGAGCUCGAACGAGAAGGAAGCCCCUUAGCUAAACGUAUAGAUGGCAAAUAUUUAUACCUAGAUUUUAUUCCAGUUACAUUUGUAUUACCAGUAGAUUAUAAUUUGUUUGUGGAAGAAUAUCGCAAGGUUGGACCAAGUACAUGGAUCAUGAAACCAGUCGGAAAAUCUCAAGGAACUGGAAUAUUUCUCAUUAAUAAACUAUCAAAAUUGAAGAAAUGGUCUAGAGAGGGUAAAAAUAAUAAUUUCAAUGCAUCUGCGAUAAAAGAAUCAUAUGUUAUCUCUAGGUAUAUUGAUAAUCCAUUACUGAUUGAUGGUAAAAAGUUUGAUCUACGUUUAUAUGUUUUAGUCACUUCUUUUCGUCCACUAAAAGCGUACUUAUUCAAAUCAGGUUUCUGUCGCUUUUGUACAGUUAAAUAUAAUGCAAGUGUCGGGGAGAUAGAAAACUUAUUUGUUCAUUUGACUAAUGUCUCUUUACAAAAACAAGGUGAUGAAUAUAACAGUAUACAUGGUGGUAAAUUAAGCAUUCAAAAUUUAAGAUUAUUUUUAGAAAGCACAAGAGGAAAGACAGUAACUGAAGCUCUUUUUGAUAACAUAGUUUGGUUGAUUGUUCAUUCAUUAAAGUCAGUUAGUUGUAUAAUGGCUAAUGAUAGACAUUGUUUUGAAUGUUAUGGAUAUGAUAUUAUAAUUGAUGAUAAUUUAAAACCUUGGCUAAUUGAAGUAAAUGCAUCUCCUUCGCUAACGUCUACUACAGUGAAUGACCGAAUUUUGAAAUAUAAAUUGAUUGAUAAUAUGUUAAGUGUUGUUUUACCACCCAGUGGAAUUCCCGAUGUACGUUGGAAUAAAUGCCCUUCUCGAGAAUCAAUGGGACAUUUUGAACAACUAAUUGAUGAAGACUUGGCUGCGAAACAUAAGCCUGGACUAUCAACAAAAGUAGAUCAAAAGGAUGGGUUUAAACGCAAAAUCUAA
Molecule: messenger RNA, 1203 nt
Organism: Cinara cedri
Lineage: Eukaryota; Metazoa; Arthropoda; Insecta; Hemiptera; Aphididae
Source: the annotation of a GenBank genome assembly